Messenger RNA from Drosophila albomicans, 733 nucleotides. It is a transcript of the gene Vhl, whose product is annotated as protein Vhl. The coding region runs from base 117 to 665 and encodes 182 amino acids. The transcript has a single exon. Lineage: Eukaryota; Metazoa; Arthropoda; Insecta; Diptera; Drosophilidae. The record is from RefSeq and is a predicted model, not a curated record.
AGAAGAUCCGUAUACACACUUGUACGCUUUGAAAGUUUUUAGACACUUCGGUGCAACAAUCAAAAUAAAGAAAUUAAGCAUUUCUUGUUAUUACCAUAUUACAUUCCCAGCUGGAAAUGUAUCUACAGAUUGCGCCCCACCAAAACCGCAACCUGCGGGAAUUGGCUCAACAAGGACCGCCACAAGAUGAAGUCUUGGUGUACGUGCUGUUUGUCAACACAACGAAUCGCACUGUCGAUUUGUAUUGGGUGCGUGAGCGCGAAACCGAAAAUAUUCAAUACACCUUAAAGCCGUUUGAAGAGGUACGCGUAAAUACAUUUAAUACGCAUACCUGGUUUUUCCGUGACUACUAUACAGGCGAGCGGAUGCAUGUUCGCUCCCAGCGUAUCUUUUGCCCUGUGCGCAUACGCAUGCCAAGAGAUCCACAGCGUCCCGAGGAGCUAUGCGAUGUUCGCAGUCAGGUGUUGAUACACUUCCCUUUGCGAACCCUUAAGGAAAACUGCUUGUGGUUGAUCGUUAAAUGGCUAAAGCGUACGUGCAACGCACCGCGAGACUACAUCAACAAUUACAUGAUACCGGCAACGUUGAAGCAACAGUUGCUCACAAUUCUGGCCACCAUCGAGGUUUACUGCAGCCAGGCGCAAGCAGCCCGAAUUCGAAGGUGAAGAAGAACAUCUAGACAAAGGCCAGUUGAACAUUUCCGCUACUGAUGCUGAUCGAAUCGGCUUGAAUC